Molecule: messenger RNA, 4788 nt
Organism: Bactrocera oleae (olive fruit fly)
Lineage: Eukaryota; Metazoa; Arthropoda; Insecta; Diptera; Tephritidae
Gene: FANCI
Product: Fanconi anemia complementation group I
Biological process (GO): DNA repair
Molecular function (GO): DNA polymerase binding
Source: RefSeq, a predicted model, not a curated record
AGAUUUUCUAUUGUGAACCAUUAAAUUUUGCAAAGGCGCGAAUACAACUUUUGAUUAUGAAUUGGGUCCACCAUAGUCAUUGACAAUAGUAGUUACGGAUGUGGAGUGAGCGUUCUGUGAAAUUUUAAUUUUUGUGGUGGAAUAAAUUCGAAUAUUUGUAGAAUGUUUAAUGUCGAUAAAAAUAAUGAAUUGUCUAAUACUUUGCAUUCAAGGAUCCAUAGUUCGAAGGGAAAAUCUGUGGUGUCGUUGAUUGGAGAAUAUGGCGAAAAGAAAAAUUUUAUGGAAUUGCAUAGCUUAAUUGAGAACACUGACACAUUGACGUUAGUUGCUAUUUUAAAUUCGAAAUUUGGACGAAAUGAUUUUGUAUCGUUUUGGAGUUACAUUCUUGAAGGUCUCAGCUUUGGAUACAGUAGUUGUCAUAUCAUAGAAAAACGCUUUGUUUGCGUGAAACAUUUACUAAAAAGUUUGCAACGUGUUGAAUUGCGAUACAAGCAGACCUACGAUUUGAUAAUACGACUAUGUCAGCAUAUAUCAACAUUUCCAUCUGACCAGUUAAUUUAUAUUCUCGAAGUUUGUAUCGAUGGAAUACGUAUGGGUGAUCGUAAAUAUGUGUGUUGGAAAGAUUUACUACCAGAUGUACUGAAAGUUUUAGCUAACCACACACAAUUGGCUGUUGAUGGCGUACUUAUUAAAGGAAGUGAAUUUCGUGCAAAUACAGUCAAUAGUCUGAUAACAAUGAAUUGGCCCAUAGAGAUUAUAACUUCGAUUGCGGACAUGUUUAGGGAACUGAAUUUGAAAAGUUCGGAAGUAAAUGCCGUUCUUAAUAAAUUUGGUGGAUUGGUCUUAUCAUUGUCUCCUAUUGAUUUGCCACCUUUAGCUUUUCAAUUAUUUUCUAUGUGUUCGUCAUGUACAGAAGUAAUGAUAUUAGUACUGGCUUUUGACAAAUAUUUCUACCGUUUUUAUUACAAAAAACUGUUUGCUGAUAUGGAAAGCAAUUCAUCUGACUACGACUCCAUUGAUACAUAUUCCGAUAAAGAAAUGCGUGAGGCCGAGGAGACGGUUUUGCAUCAUUUGAAUUACUGCACACAAUAUAAAGUAGGGGAAACUCAAAUGUCUGCUGUUUUGCGAAACUUUAGCUCAAUGCCCGACUUAAUACUGACUCCUUUUAUGCUAAGCUCAAUAAUAACUUUGAGCUCUGCAAAUCGGGAGCCCGAAUCACGACGCGUUACCACAUCUGUACUUUUAAAUUUUCUACGCAGUGUCAUACACAGUAACGAGUAUGAACAAAAAAUGGCAGAAUAUUCAGCAUGGUGUCGGGAUACGUUGCUGCGAAAGCAAGUACAGUUGGAUUAUGUCCUCUCAGUACUUAUUGAUCAGAAUAAAAAUGGGCAAGAUGUUAUUACACCAGGUUUGGUUAAUUUAGCUUUUACUUUGCUUAAAACAAAGAACAAUGUGCCAUUAAACUCGCUGGCUAUGAGAUUUUUAACUAAAUUUAUACGCAAACGUUUUGUAUUUGGACAUGGAAUUGUGAAAAAGUUAGCAGAAUGGAUGAUGGUGGAACAAGAUCAGUUUCAGUUUGGUGAGUGCUUACUUAUGUUGAGUGUUGCAGAUACAUUCACAGUUUCCGAGUGCAUAAAGACUAUCAAAUAUGUAAUGGAGUUUUUUUUGUGGUUACCAGGUGAUCAAUCAAUGCGAAUGAUGUCGUUUAUACUACCAAUACUAAGAAUUUCUGCAGUUGUGCGAGACGCGUUCAUUGAAGUGCUUCGGAAAGCCAUUAAUUCAAGCAUGCAACACAUUCGAACAAUGGCGGUUUAUGGUUUUUGUAUGAUACUUAAGCAGUUGAACAAUAGUAAUUCUCAACGAUCGCAAUUAAAUGCUUCUAGUUUUUGUACCCAACAUAGUAUUUCCGCAUUUUCAUUGAUGUCUCAAGUCGCUAUUGACAGUCGACAAUAUCCUUACCAUCAUUUUGAUAUGUUAACCCUGGAAAUAAUGGGACUUCUGAGGAGUUGUUUUGCAAAUAAUGUAGUUAUGAAGAGUGUAUUAUAUGAAAACUUGCAGCGUGCUGUAGAAUUAAAUCCAAAACUUGUGCCGCAUGUGCUUCAAUUUAUUGACUGGCAUUUUCGUUCGUUCUUUCGGGUUCCCAAUGCCACAGAUGUUGAAGGGAAUUUCUGCGUGAUGUUUGAUAAAGUUGUGCGGACUUCCUCAGUGAAUGCGUACGAAUUACAAAUUCAAGACAAUCUAGGUCUUUUAGUACAGUUUGUUAGCCAUUGUUUAAUUAAGCUUGAAGGAUUCGAAAUCGGAUAUGAUGUUAGAGAAAUAAAACGAUUGUUGCGUUUAGCUGUGGACAAAGUAAUUACCAAGGAGUUGCAGUUCGAAGAAAAGGAUGACAACUGGCAACCUAAAAAGAGCGUUAUAUUAGAAAUACAAAUAAACUUUUUAGAAGGUUUAAUGGCGUAUUCUUUACUUACUGCAAAUUCAAAUAAUGACACAAUUACACAUAUUUUGCCAUUAUUCAAAAUACACUGCAGGGUCAGUGCGACGUACAGGUCUUUUACGAGCAUAUCAAGGAAACAAUUACAAAAAAAUAAUAAAAUCAAUAAUGCUGAUGGAUCUACAAUGAAGAAUAUAACCAUUAAUGGUGUGAUAGUAAAAAACUUCAAUUGCACAAGUUUGGGAAAUAUUUGGGAUUUUAAUGUAAUUGAAAAGUUUCUGCGACUUUUACAUGAGGAUGUUGUGCCUUUCGCUACAAGUCAUAAUACAGACGUACUUCGCUCAAAUGUAGAAUUUGUGCGGUACGUGUUAGAAAUUACUGCACAGAAGGUAGCAGCUCUACGUGAUGAACCAGAACAUAAACAAUUAGCUCACAGUAAGCGCACUUUGAAAUAUCUUACAGACUUAACAAAAGUUGUUUACGAACGUUGUAUUCGUCGUUUGGGAGACGUAUGGUCCAGCUUUGAUAAAAACACGGCUGCUUUAUCUGCCGAAUGCUUUCAGCAGUGCAUACAAACUGCAAACGUAAUUUAUAAGAAACAAUUUGUUGAAAUAUUCUUAAAAGGUUUCGAUUUUCAUUCAAUUAAUAACUUUAAACAAUCCCCUGAGAUUUUACAAACCAUAAUCGACGACUUUAUGGAAGAGGAAGAUUCUCCAGAUACAUUGAAUCAGAGGGGUUAUAGCCAUGAUGACAAUUCUGAUCGCAAAAGAAUAUUACAAGCUUUGCUUCAGAGUCUUGAAGUGCUUUAUGAUAAUUUUUCAUUUACGGAUCGCUUAACAAUUGAGUCAUAUAAAUGGUUACUGAAAUUCUGCAAAUGCAAUGUUGUAAAGUCUGAAAAAUUGAGCUUAGUGCAUAAACUGCUAUUUACUCAACGACAGAAAACACACUCCGGCGCCUUCUUCAACACAAUAGCUCUACAAUUAUGCACCAUUUGGGGUGCUAUAUCUGACGAGUUUUACGACAGCGAGUGUCCUCCGGCCUUUAUUCUAAAAUCGUUGACAAUGGAAAGUGCAAAACCAUAUUUCUUAUAUCUAUGUCAGGUAUUACGAAAACAAAUAGAUGAAGUAGAACACUUCAUUCUCAAAGCAAAUAAUUUAAACUUCAAAUAUCGCAUUGUAACUGAAGAUGAGCGAGACAUGUGUCUUAGUCAGUUGCGUUCAAUGGAGCGAUCGAUAUGUUCACAGAUGCUUCAUAUCUCAAAUGCAUUAAAAAAUCUUGUGAAUGCUUGCAUUCCCUUAGGUUCGUCAAUGGACCAGCUUUUGAAGCUCUUAAUGCAGCACUAUAUAUGUUUAAAAAACCUUACAAAGCAUUACUUAAGUUGUGUUGAGACAUCGCAAGUCUGUAUGCAAUCGACAAAAUUUGAAUUUUUGCUGCGUGCUAUUGGCAAACCCCUUCCCACAAAUAUUUAUGCUCUUAUUUCAUACAUUGAAGCAAACGUUAUCGAUAAAGACCAAGAAAAACAUUUGAAUCCGGAAGCAGACGGUGCUAAAAUAUUGCGAGAAACGAAGUUUAUACCAAAAGUGGUAUUACAUCUAGAGUCCUUUAAUCGUUUUGUGAUAAUUUUAUCGAAGAAAACAAAUAGCUGCAUAUCCAAUUUUCUGCAUCAAGGCACUGUUCAUGAUUUCCGUUUUCGAACACAUGCAUUGACAGCGGCAGUUCAGCGUACAUUUUCGCUUAGCAGUGAGAUUUCUGUAGAUUUUAGUGUUGAAAGCAAGACGGAAAAAAACUCUAACGAGGAAUACCCGGAACUAACGAUGAACGAAUUGCCCAUUGUGUCAAGAAAAAUCGGUAAAAAAAUCGUAAGAAAUGAUGAACAAUGCAAAAAUACAAAUGAAGCCGAAGAAACUUUGCAAGGAGCUGUAUCUAAAUCAGUUUCGAUCGCGAUUUUGAAUCAUUCAGCUACUGGUCGAAAAUCGUCAAAAAGAAAAUUACGCAGUUGCGAUAACGACAAUUAUGGAGAGUUGUUCAGUUUUGAUACCGUAGAUAGUGCGGCACGCUCCUCUUCAAUACCAGACAAUGUGGAGGUCUUAGAAUAUGAAAGCAAUCAAGAAUCCGCCUCACAGUUGUUUAAAAACUUAGCAAAGAUCAAUAAGAAAGCUAAGAAAAGAACGCUUACCGAUAUUGAUGAUAAUGCUGUGGUGAACGCAGGAGUUAUAAUUCCACCUAAAAAACGACGUGGUCGUACGUUAAAUAAAAAAUAAAAUGUAAGACAAUUUCUUAAACACCGUUUUUUAGUACAUGGAAUGUAUCUGUAAAAUAUAAACAUUUGUUUGUAAUAAAAAUAUUUUUCUUAAUUA